Molecule: messenger RNA, 1281 nt
Organism: Diabrotica balteata
Lineage: Eukaryota; Metazoa; Arthropoda; Insecta; Coleoptera; Chrysomelidae
Source: the annotation of a GenBank genome assembly
GCCAUUUCCGGACUAUUACCAUUUUGAUAAUGUUGCGAUACAUAACGGUCAGCGGUCAGUUACUAUUAUGAGUUAAGUGCGCGAUUUGACUGUUUUUAUUUUUCAGUUUUUCUAUUGGAAAUGUGAAAUAGACAUCUCGAAUGGUUGUAAAACGGACAAGACGGAUCUCCUCCCAGAAUGAUGAAAUUUUACUUCAAGUACAGACGAAGAUGGGUUACAUUUCUAAUAUUUUUUACCCUAGUGGUGAUCACAAUCAUCCUAAUUCAUAGUCUUAUGACCGACAAAAACACCAUACAAUGUUACCGCAUAAAGACUGAGAAAACUCUUCCUAGUAUAGAAAAUUUCAACCCACAACGGGGAAAAUCCAUAUUUUUUCAUGAGACUUCGUGUCGAUCGUUUUACAGAGGAAAGAUCUGGAUAAGCUCGAGACAAGCUUGCGCCGUGGAGAGUGUGGCAAAGUUAAAUCCCAAUAUGGAGGUUUAUCUGCUUUAUACAUCACCUAUGGAUUUCAAGUUUGAAGGAGAUGAGUCUGAUAGGUUUUUGAAGGUGUUGUUGAGUUACCCCAAUGUGAAAAUUUUGCAUUUAGAUUAUGAAAAUUAUACCAGAGAAUCUCCAGUGGAAGACCUUUACAGAUCUGGAAAAAUUGAAAGUUCUCGUCAUGUGGUGGCGCAUGCAAGUGAUGUAUUACGAUACCUAACUCUCUGGAAAUAUGGGGGAUUAUAUAUGGAUUUGGAUGUCAUUGCUCUUAAACCGGUGGAUGAUCUGAAAGAUAACUAUGCUGGCAUAGAAUCUAGCUCUGUUGUAGCAUCAGGAGUCUUAAAUUUUGACGCAGCUGGCGAGGGACACAAACUCGUAGAACGAUGUUUGAUGGAUCUCAAAGAAAAUUUCGAUGGGCAAAUGUGGUCGAAGAAUGGACCCGGCGUUAUAACCAGGUUACUGGAAUCUCUAUGCAAGGCAAACAGAACAGAAGAUAUGUUAAAUAACGAUUGCGAAGGAUUUACCCCCUACCCUUCGCACACCUUCUACCCAGUGCCUUGGCAGAAAUGGAAGAUGUACUUCGAAGAAGAAUCCUUCGGUGCUGUAAUGAAUAUGACGCAAAAUAGCUUCGCUAUUCACGCGUGGAACAAACUCAGUGAAGAAACCAAAAUACCUCUAACGUCAAAUGUACCUUAUUUAUAUUUUGCUAAAAAGUUUUGUCCUAAAGUUGUUGAUGCUUGUGAUGAAGUAUUUUAAGGCUGUUAUAUAUGUGGAAACUAUUUAUUUUAAAAACAGAUUUUAUAC